CAGUCUGGAGACCGUGCUGUAGCUUCAGCAGUUCGAGAGACACUACUGAGAGUUUGCGUGCUCCACGGACGAAGGAGCGACCUUCUUAUUUCCCCUCACUUUACAGCACAGAACCGAGCUGUGCAUGUUUGGCGCCACAACCGUCCGUGAGUCACUGCAUCACAGCCCACUGCAAGUCACUGAACCAAAACCCAGCCGGCGUGGGAAUGGCAGCUAUCCGACCAAUUAAAGGGAUUCUAAAGAAAAACACAAAAUCUCCGCCGCCCGAAGAGCCACCGGUAGAAACUAGCGAGGAGAUCCCGGGACUUUCGGAGAGUGAGCAGGGGAGGAAGAAAUCCCAGAAAUGGGAUGAAAUGAACAUCCUGGCUACAUACCAUCCAGCAAAUAAAGAUUAUGGCCUCAUGAAGAUCGAGGAACCCAACACUCCUUUUAACAGAAUGGUCGGAGAUGAUGAAGGGGUUCUCAGUGACGCUGAUGACGAAGCUGGACUAGCAGCAGAAGACCUGGCGUCAAAGCUGGUGGCAGUACAGAAUGCAGAGUCUCGCCAAAUGGAAGAGGAAGAAGAGGAGGAAGAGGAGGAGGAGGAGGAGGACGAAGAGGAAGAGGAGGAACUGACGCCUGAAAAAAAAGAAAAAAAGAGGCAUUUCAAAAUGUUACGAAAGAUGCACUACGAUGAGGGCUUCAAUAUAUUGCGGGCACGUGAGCUCAUCGCCAGCGAGCUAGAAAAUGAUGAUGAGGAUGAGGAGAUGAGUGAAGAAACAGAGGAGACAGACAUCAAUGUGGAUCCACCCCAAGAAGAUCAGUAAACCAACUUCUUCAAAAUCUUCAUGGAUGCCAUGGUCAUGGAAACACUUUUGGUUACCUGUGAUUAUGCCAUAUGCCCCUCGAAAGACUGACAUUGAUUUCCACAUCAGAGUGUAUGUUGAGUAUGUUUACUAAUGUGAGAGGUCUUCUAUGGGCCCAUAGGAUUAUUGGAGGGUAAAACUAACCUGUUUUAUGACGGUCUUUGCCUGGAUUUGUUUUAAGUUACAUAUUUUAUGUAAAAUAUAUGACAAAACAGACGUGUGUACCGUAAUUUCUGGACUAUACAGCGCACCUGAUUAUAAGCCACACCAGCUGAAUUCAUCAGAAAAAAACAAAUGUGUCCAUGAACAAGCCGCAAUAGACUUUAAGCCGCAGGUGUUUUAAUGUUCGAUUACCAUAUGUAAGGUUCCUGAACAGAGGUUGUUGUCGGGAAAAUCUCUGGUGAUUUGUAAUAAUUACGGAGGAUGUCUGUGAUUUUAGUCCCGUCCGAAAUGCACCAUGUCGGUAAUUUGCAGAGUAAUUAUUCCUCCGCCAAUUUCCGACUGCAAUUCGCCAAACACCGACAUCCUGAGAUAAUACUAAUCCAGUCCGAAUUAAGUGAUUAAGGGGGUUUUAGGAAGUUUUUUUUUUUUUUUUUUUUUUUGGUUUCAAUUGCACAUCUUUUUCUCCCUUUUUUGUGGUUGAAUUUAUGGCCGCACAUUGUGCCAUUUUAACUAGUGAAUGCGAAGCAAGUUGGGGGGGGUGGACACGGAGCAGGGGGCAAGAGGCAGGGGAGCUGCACAGAGUGCAUGGCACACGGAGCGUGCGGGGACCAAGGAUAUCGCCACCAUUCUCUCAUGGUUUAUGUUUCAUGUGAGAUGGUCAAAAAUCCCAUUGUGUAGUGUUCUGGAAGCUGCAGUAGAAAUGAUUUGAGUAUAUCGAUCUGGAUGACAGCAGAACCAGCAGUGGUUCACUCACCCAAAAAAGACCCCCCCCCCCCCCCCCCCCCCCCCCCCAGCUCCGCUGUGCACCAGUGAUCGGCGCACAGACAGAGGUUACUAAAGCAUCAUCCUGCAUUUCUUUGUAUUUUUGCAUAUUUCAGGGUCAGAGUCAUGAUGCACGUAAAUAAACUAUGUCCUGUC
Messenger RNA from Salarias fasciatus (jewelled blenny), 1925 nucleotides. RefSeq names its product protein phosphatase 1, regulatory (inhibitor) subunit 2 (gene ppp1r2). Gene Ontology annotation, molecular function: protein phosphatase inhibitor activity. The transcript is spliced from 6 exons. Bases 207 to 806 code for a protein of 199 amino acids. Gene Ontology annotation, biological process: regulation of signal transduction. Lineage: Eukaryota; Metazoa; Chordata; Actinopteri; Blenniiformes; Blenniidae. The record is from RefSeq and is a predicted model, not a curated record.